AUGGAGGCCGGCUCAGCAGAGAAGCAUGCCAAUGAUAGGCUGUCGUUUCUGUUGGCUUCUUUUAUCGGUCGCCCAUGCACUAUCACUACAAAGACCGGCGAUCAAUUCCAUGGCAUAUUCUCUGGUUCCACGGUUGGAUCCCCCGAAAGUCGAUAUGUUUUGAAGAUGGUCAAGAAAGCUCUCCCACACAAUGAACAAUCUAAUGGCGUCUCUACCGCCGACGACUACAUUGGCACUGGUGAGAACCAUACAAUGUCAUUUGACACUGCAGAUGUCAUCGAUCUUUGCGCUCUCCAAGUGGAUACAGAUGUUGUUCAAUCGAAGUCCCAGAAUGGGACUCCCGGCGCCUUCAAGACUGAUGCAGACAUCUCGGGCAACCUGGCCAUGCGAGAGCGAAACCUACAACGGUGGGAAGCCGAACCGAAUGACAAUGUGCAACUGUCACUCGAUGACAAGUCUCACGGCACGUGGGACCAAUUCGAGGCCAAUGAGCGCCUGUACGGAGCAAAGAGUGACUACGAUGAGAAUAUUUACACCACCAAAAUCGACCGUAGCCACCCUCUCUAUAAGCAACGAGUGGCGCAGGCGGACCGGAUCGCCAGAGAAAUCGAAUCCAGCGGUGCCUUGACGUCCCAUGUCGCGGAGGAACGAGGAUUGUCCCAAGCAGAUGAUGGCGCCGAUGAGGAGUCGAAAUAUAGCGGAGUCCAACGGGAGCAUACUCCAUUGGCAAUGGGCCAGCCUAACAAAUACCAACCACCAGCAAGGAGAGCUCAACAAGCCAGUGGAGCAGCCGCAGCCGACCCUGCCAUUAUCUCCUCUCAACUGGCCAAGCCUCAGGUCGUGGACGAUAAGAGUGCUGAGACUCACCCAUCCCAGGCUGGAGCACCCACACAGGCAGCACCUAUGGCACGGAAAAAUGCCAGUGCUCCGCCGAAACCGCAGGAGGCGGAAAUCCGACCUACCAAACUGGAAGCUUCUAAACCAGGACCCAGAGCCGCAAAUAGUAUGACAGCGGAGUCGAGACAUCUAAUUCCUUUAGUGGCAGACGCAAGCCGCAAACGUGUCCGAGGUGAAAACGCCACGGCGACCGUCGAACUUGAUGUACUCGACUCUUUCAAACAGUUCUCUGCUGUCGAGAAACUCCGACUUCAAGAACAAGCGCGGAAAAAUGCACGUGCUGAUAAGCAAGUGAAACUGAACGACCUCAAAAAGUUCGCAAAGGACUUCAAGUUGCACACCCCGAUCCCGCAAGAUCUUGUUCCGAUCCUUGCGAAAGACAAGGUGAAGCAGAAGGAAAUUGUCGCCAAAGCAGCGCAUAAUGCAAACGACCCUCAACCCAUGAAGACAGCCGCAUCGGUUCCUUCGGGCAGCACCGCUGCUACCGAAUCAGCCACCACGAAACCUUCCGCGGCCAAACCAGAUGUUGCUCAUGCAAUUCCAACCAUUCCAUCAGAUCGUCAAGGCCAACAGCGUAACCGCGGCAAUCAAGGUCCUUACAAUUCACUUCGGGGCGACAGGUCCCUGGCCGCCGGCAUGUUACCUCAAGGCCCUCAGCGAGGUGGUCUCAGCCAACGGCUGCAGGACAAUCGUCAGCAACAUCGCGGCCCAUCCAUUGGCAACAUGCCGCACCCAAUCCAACCUAUUCCAGCCGGACCAAUGGCUGGGAACAUGUCGGCGUUGCAAAGUCCUUCUGGAACCGCACGGUUCAAUGUUCAGGCCAUGGAAUUUAGACCCGGUGGUUCGCCAUUCACGCCUAGUCAAAAUCCAAGCAGCGCUUCGAGCCCUCGGACAGACAGCCGGCAGCGAAUCGAGCCUCGAGGCCAAUCGGCCACACAUUUCUUCGAAGGCAAGCCGAAGCCCACAUCCGAUCGACCCUCGCUUGAUGAUUAUUUCAAUCCUAUCAAGCGAAUGAAGAAGGAAGCUGAAGCAGAGAAGAGGGAUUACACUCACAACGGUGGAAUCCCCAACGCAUAUCGAACCCCACCUGUUUGGGACGCCCCCGAAGCGAACAAGGAGAAGUCAUAUAUUGACAUGUUCGAAAAGACCAUCGGACCUCCAUCCGUUUCACCACCGCACGCGAUGGUACCGAACGGACCUAUGCCUCACCACCAUCAACUCCCUCCUCAUAUGCAACAUGGCCCUUCCGUUGGACCUCCGCAACAUACUCCUCAGCACACUCCUCGCCAUAUGCCGGCCCAACCGCAUAUGAUUCCCGGUGGACCAGCGUCCUUCGACGAGCACCGCAUGCAUUACCCAGGACAGGUGCACCCUUCACCCAGGGCGUCUCAACCUGUCAUGACAUAUGGCGGUAACACUCAAGCACCCGUCCAGUUUAUUCCCUACAACGGUAUGGGACCAGGUGCGGCCCAGGGUAUGAACAUGCGGCCAUAUCCAGGCGGGCCGCAGUUCGGCAACUCGCAUGGUGGGCCCAUGGGUGGCCACAUGAUGACGCAACAGCACUCGAGCGGAGGAUACGUGCCGAUGAUGAAUCCUCAGAUGCAAGUAUACUCCCCGGUUCCAACGAAUGUGUAUCCUCAUCAACCGGGCGGCAUGGGACCUGGGCCGAACGGAUAUCCGAGCCCAAGGCCUGCGAUGAUGAGCCAUCAAGGGUCGCAGCAAGGUCAUCAACAGCCGGUGAUGUACAUGCAAGCAAACGGACCAGGUGGUCCUAUGUUCCCGCCAAACAAUGGACCAGGUAUGGUUUCUCCUGUGGUUUCCUCUCCCUCCUUCCGCAGUUCUUCUGAUCCGCUUCCUCACGCCAUCAUGCCCGGUCAACAACUGGCACCCCUUUCCGCUCGCCUUGUCAAAUCUCGCAAUCUAACUCCACUGUCUUCUGGCCCUUCUUCGCGUACUAUUUCUGCUUCAAGCUACAUCCGCAACGACACGCGACGUCCAUCAACUAACGGCAACACUCCAGGCACGCAGAUGCGCGGUCCGUACCCACAGCAGCCGUACGGGACGAGCCCGCACCAACACCACCAUUUUCCGCAGCAUCCGCACCGCGGCACGCCGAGCGGCACCCACGCGCAACCGGUGCCCCUCAAUCCCGCCGCCAUACACUCGCAAGGGCCUCCACAACCGCCAGCGGGACACGCGAUGGAGGGAGCGGGCGAUGACCACAAAUGA
Molecule: messenger RNA, 3126 nt
Organism: Eremomyces bilateralis CBS 781.70
Lineage: Eukaryota; Fungi; Ascomycota; Dothideomycetes; Eremomycetales; Eremomycetaceae
Exons: 3
Coding region: 1-3126 (1041 amino acids)
Biological process (GO): cytoplasmic stress granule assembly
Cellular component (GO): cytoplasmic stress granule
Molecular function (GO): RNA binding
Source: RefSeq, a predicted model, not a curated record